GCAGUGAAGUUAGAGUUAUCGAGAGAACGUUUGCACACAGUUUUACAAGACCAUCACCCUUGCCUCGGAGUCGGCCUGAGUUCUGAGUUCCUGGCUAUCAAGGCAAGAGCGGCGCAGGCUGCAAUGUCGGUCGGGUUGACGUGAGAGAAAGUUCAUCCUUGCCUAAACAAAACCUUGCACCUGGCCGGCAUCACCUGAUCACGGCAUACCCAGGAAAGCACCGUAAGCGGAUAUUACAUGUUUCCUUCACGAAAUGGCUACUAAGGAGAAGAGCAAGGAGAAUGAGCAGCUGCUGCAGCUGCUGCGCAAGGCCGACCUGGAAGCGUUCUCUGAGCCGUUGAGGCAGAUCGGCGUACAGCGAGUUGCCCAUCUGCAGGACAUGCGUCCCGCCGACUUCACCGAGGUGGGGAUGAGCCAUCUAGAGCAGACCAGGCUGAAGCGUCACAUGAAGGAGGAGAAGGGAUGGAAGUGGUCAAGACUCAGCGAGAAGGUCCUGAAGAAGCCCAGCGGUACCAGUGACAAAGUCAGCGGAGGAGCGGCGGAGAAGCGCACUUCAGGUGGAGUGCCAUCACCAUUGGCAAGUGUACGCAAUCGGAAUCACGAGCACAGCGCACUGAACGCCCUCGCAGCCUGGAAGCCACAAAAGCCGAGCUGGACGAUAGCUAGUAACUGCGCUUUCCGCGAGCGUCAUCGCCAUGGCCCAGUUGAUAGGGCUGGUAGCGUGUAUGAAGGCCUUCAUCGCGUCUCACACGGGGAGGAGAGGCAAGUAUAUUUGUUGCAGCUGGAGCAGUCCAGGAUCGAAGGACGAGAGUUCCGCAAGGAAAUGGCGCUGCUUCACGGCCUCGAGCACCCGAAUGUCAUGCGGUUUCACGGCGUUGUAUUUGACCAGCCUCCGUAUUUGGUGGUGGACAUGUGUCACCGAGGAACUCUCUCCGAGGAGCUGGUGCUGCGAGGCUCGGCAUUCCUGCUCAUGGAUCUGAUGCAGCUGGCAGGGCAGGUCGCCGAGGGCAUGAAGUACCUGGAAAGCAAAGGACUCGUGCACGGAGAGCUGAAGGGCUCCAAUGUCCUGAUGAAAUCAGCCAAGCAGUGUCAAGUGGCAAACUUUGCGCUGGCACAGCCGAUGGCUUCUUUCUACCACGGUGAAUAUGAUGACUACUCCCACCCAGCCGCUUCAUCGUACAAAUGGCAUGCUCCAGAGGUUAUCAAGUCCAACCAGUACACGCAUGCAGGUGAUGUCUGGAGUUACGGUUGCCUGCUUUGGGAGAUGACAUCGCACGGGGAAUCCCCUUGGCUCGGACUCAAUGCCGUACAGGUGGUGGCAGAGACAGACUUUCCGUGUCGGCGGCGACUGUCUAGACCUCGCCACUGUCCAAUCGACCUGUUUGCACUGAUGCACAAGUGCUGGUCACACGAGCCCAAGGACAGGCCGUUGUUUGCCGCCAUUGACACGCUGACCAAGCAGUGCACGCCCAGACAGCUGAUAGCCUGUGAGACUAUUGAACACUGCGGCGAUAGGCAGUUACCUAUUGAAGCCGGUGGACUGGUGACUGUUGUGGAAAGUGAUCCGAAGUCUGACGUGUGGUUUGGACAGAACACCAAUGGGCAGUUUGGCGAGUUUUCACCCAGUUGUAUGACGUGCAGUGAUGAUAUCGUCAACGGUCAGCGGAACAGCUAUUUGGCGCAGGACGCUGGGUCCAAACGCUCCUCUAGAUCGUCUACAGUUGGAGAUCCCAACAUCAGCCAGCCGUAUGAUGUCAAGAAGCUACCUGUGGAACCCGAUGUGCAACGACUAAUCGAAGAGCUGACUGGCAUGAAAGUGUCUCGGUCAGACCAGGUCAAUGACCUUGCCAUCUCAGCACCAGACAGAUCAGGCGGACAAGGCAGCCCGCAUCGGUCACUUACAACGACCGCGUCAACACCGACCAGCAUAACGUCGUCAUCCAGCCGACAUCGCGUCAUCUCCAACCGACAGCCGAAGCCGACGUCCAGAUCGUACACGCCAGAGCUGGGAUCGUCCAUCGGCGUUGCCGCCACCACGUCCAAGCAGAUUUCAGACAUGUACCUGGCACAGAUGGCGCUGACGGGGGGCAGUCAUGACUCGUCGGCUCAGCAAAGCGUUCCCAGCAGUCCGGUGACGAUAGUUCAGCGUAGCGCACUGUCACGGCGCAUCACCGACCCGGUCAUGGCCAAGCCGAACAUACCCGCAUCGGUGUUCCGCUUUCCGGACGUUGGUUCCGGCGGUCGGCACACACCGACGUCGCAACACGACGAACGGCCGACAGUCGUCGAAGUGUACGAGAGCGAGGAGGCUAUAUACGACGUGCCUAGAAAUCGCCAUCACAGCAGCAAUGGCGCCGACUACGAGGACAUAACCGCCCCGUCCCUGUCAGCGUCGGUACAGGGCGAUACUAGUAGCGGUCUGUUGGAUUCAGAUUCGGGGUACAGCCCAAGCUGUGUGGACUCUCCGCUUGGUGAAGCAGCCCGCCAGAAAGCCUCGCAGCCAAUAACCGACAUGGCUGCAACCCAGGAAAGACAGACGUCGGACAUGCAACUGCCAGUCUCGGCUGGAGCCAGCAAUUUUCUCCGCUUGCCGCCCAGUGGUCGGGAGAAAGAGCCGCACUAUCGCUCCCCGCGUGUCACUCCAGUGUCCGGCAACAAGCGAGUUCGAACGCCAAGUCUCCAGGGAUCAUCACCGCGUCAGAGUGUGCAGUCCGACAUUCAAGAAGCCCGUGGAUCUCCAGCGGGGGACAGCCGUCACUCUCGAGCAGCCAGCGAAACGAGCCAGCAAGGAUCGGAGGCGGCCAUUACGCCAGAGGAGGCAGGCUAUCGCCGACCAUCCGUUGGCAAACGGCCUCCGCCCGUGCCCGUUCGUGAUCCUGAAACCGCUCUAUCCAGGCCGGCACUGGAGCGAGCUGCCUCCGGGAACACGUUUGUCAAGCCGAGCACGUCGUCCAGCGACUGCGAUAGUCCAGUUCCGGUCAUUCAGGUUCACGAGCCACGCGCCGAGAGCACCAACUCGGAGUACAGCGGUGGCAGGACGGGCUCCGUCAGCAGCUCCAGCACUCUAUCGCCCCCGCCACAGCAGCCCACCAUGGAGCGCAUACAGCGCGGCUGGCAGCGCAUCUGCAAGCGCCAGAAGCUCAUCACCAGCCGGCACAACCUGAGAGCCAGCGAGCGGCAGUACCGACCGGCGGCAGCCACAGCAGCCGUCAUGCAGGUCACAGAGCCGCUUCAGCACGCGCCGCUCUCCAGGCAGAAGUCCAAUCCGAUGAUGCGGCUCAACGUUGUGGACACGAUUCCUCCGGCAUACGAGAACACAUUCCCAAUGUCCACUCUACAGCGUGCAAAGUCAACGCCUAACUUUUUCGAGCUGGACCUCGACUGAUAGGGCUCUACUUGCGUGGCUGAGAAUGCCAUCACACACUCUGUUCUGUAGGAAUUCAAUAUGCUUCUCUGCCCCAGCCGAUGGUGAACUGGAUGUUAAAAAACACUUGUCAAGAUCAGCCCAAUUGAUAUGUUUAUUCGCACAGAUUUUCCGUGCACACUUCAUGGCGGGGCUGCAUUACUUUUAAAGCGUGUUGAGCACAUGCGCCCUGAACACAUGCGCCCUGAACACAUGCGCCCUGAACACAUGCGCCCUGAACACAUGCGCCCUGAGCACAUGCGCCCUGAACACAUGCGCCCUGAGCACAUGCGCCCUGAACACAAAGUUGAGGUAUAUAUUUUAUCUUGUGUCCCGAAUGAGCACAUGCAUGCACACGCUGGAACGCAUACGCUGGAAUGCAUACGCUGGAACGCAUACGCUGGCACACACGCGCACACACACACACAGUGCACACAUACUCUUUUCUUCCACGUGCAGGAAUCAAGAAGAGUCUGAAUGUUGGCG
Sycon ciliatum is the source of this 3889-nucleotide messenger RNA. Its product is annotated as tyrosine-protein kinase sid-3-like. Bases 254 to 3385 code for a protein of 1043 amino acids. The record is from RefSeq and is a predicted model, not a curated record. NCBI's taxonomy places the organism in Eukaryota, Metazoa, Porifera, Calcarea, Leucosolenida, Sycettidae. Gene Ontology annotation, molecular function: ATP binding; protein tyrosine kinase activity. The transcript is spliced from 13 exons. Gene Ontology annotation, biological process: protein phosphorylation.